GCAUGUGCACUGUGAAAGUGAGUUGAGUUGAUCUUUGCCUGAAUGGCUGCACUCAUGAAACGUAUCAUUAGCACCGGCAAGGCACCGGGAGCAAUCGGUCCCUACAGUCAAGCUGUAGUGGUGGACCGAACCAUGUACAUUUCUGGGCAGUUGGGACUAGACCCUGCAACUGGGCAACUUGUACCUGGAGGAACAUCACAGGAAGCCAAGCAGGCUCUAAUCAACAUGGGAGAAAUCCUCAAAGCUGCAAACUGUGACUAUGAUAAUGUUGCAAAAACAACAAUUCUGCUGGCAGACAUCAAUGACUUCAACUGUGUAAAUGAAGUUUACAAGCAAUAUUUCAGAAGCAACUUCCCAGCCAGAGCAGCCUAUCAGGUUGCAGCAUUGCCACGGGGAGGUCGAGUUGAGGUUGAAGCUGUGGCUGUUUUGGGACCUAUUGUGAAUGGGCCCUUGGACCAGAAAUUAUAAACCAGGGUCAAUUCUUUGGGGAUAUAAUACACACAACAAGGGAAGACACAGCUUCUUGAUUUUAUUGAUGCCUUGUAAACACUGUAUGGAUCAAUGGUAUA
This is a messenger RNA of Hypanus sabinus (Atlantic stingray), 569 nucleotides long. RefSeq names its product 2-iminobutanoate/2-iminopropanoate deaminase-like. NCBI's taxonomy places the organism in Eukaryota, Metazoa, Chordata, Chondrichthyes, Myliobatiformes, Dasyatidae. Gene Ontology annotation, molecular function: deaminase activity. The record is from RefSeq and is a predicted model, not a curated record. The coding region runs from base 43 to 468 and encodes 141 amino acids. Gene Ontology annotation, cellular component: cytosol. The transcript has a single exon.